Opisthocomus hoazin is the source of this 1401-nucleotide messenger RNA. Lineage: Eukaryota; Metazoa; Chordata; Aves; Opisthocomiformes; Opisthocomidae. The record is from RefSeq and is a predicted model, not a curated record.
AUGCAGCUCUUGGCACCCCUCAUUCUCUGCCUGGGCCUCUGGGCAGGACUCAGCGCUGCUGUCAUCCCAGUGGAGGAGGAGAAUCCAUCCUUCUGGAACGAGCAGGCGGCUGCAGCCAUUGAGGCCACCUUCAAGAUCCAGGCCAGGACAAACCAAGCCAAAAACCUCAUCAUCUUCCUCGGGGAUGGAUUUGGGAUCCCCACCAUCACGGCCACCCGCAUCCUAAAGGGGCAGCAGCAGGGGAAGCUGGGCCCCGAGACCCCCCUUGCCGUGGACGCUUUCCCCUAUGUGGCUCUCUCCAAGACGUACAACGUGGCCCGGCAGGUCCCCGACAGCGCGGGGACGGCCACAGCCUACCUCUGCGGGGUGAAGGGCAACUACCAGACGGUGGGGCUGAGCGCGGCCGCCCGCUACUCGCAGUGCAACACCACGAAGGGCAACGAGGUGGUCUCGGUGCUGGAGCGAGCCCGCAAAGCCGGGAAAGCGGUGGGCAUCGUGACGACGACGCGGGUGCAGCACGCGUCGCCCUCGGGGACCUACGCCCACGUGGUGAAUCGCAACUGGUACGCGGAUGCUGACAUGCCCAAGGAUGCCCUCAGCCAGGGCUGCAAGGACAUCGCCUGGCAGCUGGUCCACAAUGUCGACAUCAACGUGAUCUUGGGGGGCGGUCGGAAAUACAUGACCCCCCUGGGGACGCCGGACCCCAAACAUCCCGCACGCCGGGCCUGGCAGGCACUGGGAUGCGUGCGGGUGCUGAGGCUGUCCCCAACGUGUUCCCUCCCAGGUCUGUUUGAACCCGCAGACAUGAAGUACGACCUGCUGCGUAACACCAGCCUGGACCCGUCGCUCACCGAGAUGACGGAGGCGGCCAUCACCAUCCUGAGCAGGAACCCCAACGGCUUCUACCUCUUUGUGGAAGGCGGCAGGAUUGACCACGGCCACCACGAUGGUGCAGCCCAUUACGCGCUGACGGAUGCGGUGGCGUUUGACGAGGCCAUCGAGCGGGCGGGUGCACUGACAGAUGAGGCACAGACCCUCACCGUCGUCACCGCCGACCACUCGCAUGUCUUCUCCUUCGGUGGCUACACCCUGCGUGGCACCUCCAUCUUCGGUCUGGCCCCAAGCAAAGCUGCUGAUGACAAGAACUAUACGUCCAUCCUCUAUGGGAACGGGCCGGGCUACGUGGGCGUCAACCGGACCGACUUGGAUGAGGACACAGCCAUGCAGCUCGACUACAAGCAGGAAGCGGCCGUGCCCCUCACCUCGGAGACCCACGGCGGCGAGGACGUGGCCAUCCUGGCCAAGGGCCCCAUGGCUCAGCUCUUCCACGGGGUGCAGGAGCAGACCUACGUGGCCCACGCCAUGGCCUAUGCCGCCUGUCUGGCGCCCUACACCGCCGCG